UUUAAAUCAAUAAAGGUAUUAUACUUAUAUGUAAUAUAAAAUGGUGGUCAAAUAGGUUGCUUUUUACUCCCACACUUCCGUUUAUUUUGGAUAACGUAAACAUACAAAGAAAUGUACUGGGUUGACAAUAUAUUUACAAAAUAUCCAUACUAAUAUAUUUAACAAAAAAAUAAUACAUUACUUUUGAAAUGGUGGAUGUUAAUUGAUGAUAAUGCAUUUUGAAUUACAUACGAAACGUUUUGUAGUUGAUGCGAUCCCCGUCAGGUUCAACCUGUGGAUAAUGUUAUUCACGAGUUGUUGGAUAAUUUACAUGCUUCGAGUCAACAUGAGUCUAAAUCUUAUUGCCAUGGUUCCGCGUCCUCCCAAAAAUCACACGAUACAAUCUCAGUGUGAGCCGAGAGACGAUGUCACAAACGAGACACUACACCAUGUGGAUAUUACUGAUAUUAGGGAAGCACCCAGGCAGGUCCCUGAUGGAACGACCUUUGAUUGGUCCACUAAUCAGCAAGCUUUGAUUCUCGGAUCGUAUUUUUGGUCAUACCCUGUGACGUCGCUAAUUGGUGGAAUGGCUGCCGAAAGGUGGGGCCCUCGAUAUGUAGUGCUUCUAAGCACAGCAGCCAGUGGUGUACUCACAGCACUCAGUCCUAUUGCCGCCACAAUAAAUGACGUGGCCCUCGUAGUAGUGAGAUUCUUUCUUGGCCUCGCUGGGGGUUUUGUGUAUCCAGCAUUACAUGUACUUGUAGCACGAUGGGCUCCACCAGCAGAAAAGGGGAAAUUCGUAAGCGCCAUGAUGGGUGGAACCCUAGGAACAGUGGUAACUUGGUCGUUAGCUGGACCACUUAUCGAGAAAUUUGGAUGGGCAUCAGCUUUCUAUGUGCCAGCAGUAAUUACAUUUGCGUGGUGUUUCCUGUGGUGGUAUCUCGUUGCGGACGCUCCUAUAGAACAUCCCAGGAUUUCGGAUACAGAAAGGAAAUAUAUAUUAGACGCCCUUGGAGAUAAAAUUCAAAAAUCGAAGGGUCUACCGCCAUUCAAGAGUAUUUUAACGUCAGUUCCAUUCUUAGCAAUGGUGUUUAUACAUUAUGGAAACCUUUGGGGACUAUAUUUUAUUAUGACGGUGGGACCAAAAUUUGUCUCCAGUGUAUUAGGUUUCGAAUUAUCUGCUGCCGGUGUAAUAUCAGCUCUACCUUAUCUGGCUAGAAUGUUCUUAGCAGCUAUUUUUGGAGUUAUUGGUGACUGUAUACUAUCACGAAAUAUGAUGACUACUACUACCAUCAGGAAAUUCUUUUGUCUAUUCUCUCAUAUUAUACCCGGGAUAUUAUUGGUCCUGCUAGUAUACGCUGGAUGUUCUACAGCACUCUCUGUAUCUCUGAUAACAAUGUCAAUGGGCUUCAAUGGAGCAGCGACGCUAACAAACUUACAGAACCAUCAAGAUCUCGCUCCAAAUUAUGCAGGAACAUUAUAUGGGAUAGCUAAUUUUGUAGGCAGUACAGCUGGAUUCUUUACACCUAUGAUUACAGCUUACUUUACCAGAAAUGGGAACUCUUUUGAGCAAUGGAGGCCGGUAUUUUUCAUAGGUGCAUCCGUAUAUGUGGUAUCGGCCAUAUUUUUUAUACUUUUUGGAACAGGAAAUAUACAACAAUGGAAUUUUCCAAAUGAAAUCGCUGACAGUAAAGAGGAUAAAGAAAAAAAUGGGGACCUCAAACAUAUGAAGACCUCUGCUACAAAAAAUGGUGAUGGUAAGGAUGAUAAGGAAACUUCACUAAAUGUAAAUAGUUAGGUAAAUAAUUAUGUGUUUCCAACUAUCAAAAUCUGAAGAAAUGACAAGAUUGUAUAUGUAUAGAAAUUAUGUUGACUGAAACUACUAAAUUAAUUAUGUGUAAGAAUUUUAGUUAGUGACCAAUAUAAUAACAGUAAUAGUAAUAGUACCUAAUACAACUAUUCUAUCCAGGACUUAAUUUUGAUAUAGUAGGUUAUAAGUAUUAUUGGCGUGUGGAUGAUGAUAUAAUUAUCACAAAUUUAUAAAAAUGAUUAAUAAAAAUGUUUGUUCAUGUGAUUAUUUAUAUAAUUCGAAAGACAUUCUGCAACUAAAUUCUAAACCUUAAUUAGUAUGUAAUUGCUAAUAGCUUAGCAAUUACAUUUAGCUCAUUAAUUUGUAUCUAAUUUAAACAUUUAUUAGCAUAUAAAUUGAUAUAAUAAAAUUUCAAUCACAAUAAAUGUUAUUAAUUAUUGUUAUAAAACAUUCUUAUUUUCUGUGAUGUUUAUUACCAAAUCUAAUUUUACCUAUUUUAAGUUUAGUAUUUUAUUUAGCUUGCACUAUUUAAUAUGCCUGCUAAAAUAUUUAUUUAUUUAAUUGAUUUGUUUAAUUUGAGAUAGUUUGCAGAGAGAAUAGCGGGUAUUAACAGUCGUGGUUUCCUCAUUUACGUAUCGCAUUUCACCAUUGCAAAAGAAAUAUCAAUGUUAUAGAAUAUUACAAAUGAUAUAGAUUCCUAAUAUAAUAAAAGAUUGCUUUCUCAAUCAAUUGUGUUGAUAAUCUGGAAAAAUUAUAUCAAUGUA
Messenger RNA from Achroia grisella, 2553 nucleotides. RefSeq names its product sialin-like. The transcript has 7 exons. Lineage: Eukaryota; Metazoa; Arthropoda; Insecta; Lepidoptera; Pyralidae. Gene Ontology annotation, molecular function: transmembrane transporter activity. Gene Ontology annotation, biological process: transmembrane transport; monoatomic anion transport. The record is from RefSeq and is a predicted model, not a curated record. The coding region runs from base 206 to 1777 and encodes 523 amino acids. Gene Ontology annotation, cellular component: plasma membrane.